This is a messenger RNA of Oncorhynchus gorbuscha (pink salmon), 1802 nucleotides long. RefSeq names its product progestin and adipoQ receptor family member 3-like. The transcript is spliced from 7 exons. Bases 190 to 1128 code for a protein of 312 amino acids. Gene Ontology annotation, cellular component: membrane. The record is from RefSeq and is a predicted model, not a curated record. Gene Ontology annotation, molecular function: signaling receptor activity. NCBI's taxonomy places the organism in Eukaryota, Metazoa, Chordata, Actinopteri, Salmoniformes, Salmonidae.
GGAUUAUUCGGAAGAUGGAAACCUGUUUGUGUUUUUCAUGUGUCUACUACAUUUGUUGUCAACAUUACAUCUCCAUUAGGAGAUCCAAGUAAAUGUACAGUAAUGUGUGAAUGGCUCUUAACUACGCGUACACCAAACUGAAAGCAGAUGACUGUGAUACAGCGGUGACACUGUUCCUGUAGUUUCACCAUGCCUCAGAAGCUGAUGAAGAGUGCCCACUACAUCGAGCUGGGGGGGAGAUACCAGUACUGGCCCGUGCUGGUCCCCAGAGGGAUAAGGCUGUACACAUACGAACAGAUCCCAGUGUUCCUGAGGGAUAACCCUUACAUCACAGAUGGCUACAGAGCCUACCUGCCCUCCAGGCUAUGCAUCAAAAGUAUGUUCAUCCUGUCCAAUGAGACAGUGAAUAUCUGGAGCCACCUGCUGGGCUUCCUGUUGUUCUUCACGCUGGGGAUCUACGACAUGGCGUCUGUGCUGCCUGCCACCAGGGCCUCCCGGGAGGACUAUGUCAUCUAUUCCAUAGGACUCUUCUGCUUCCAGCUCUGUAUGUUGUGCUCCGUGGGAUACCACCUGUUCUGCUGUCACCGAUCGGAGAAGACCAGUCGUCGCUGGAUGGCUCUGGACUACGCUGGCAUCUCCAUAGGCAUCCUGGGCUGCUACGUACCUGGGGUCUUCUACGCAUUCUACUGCAAUAACUACUGGCGUCAGGUGUACCUGGUGACGGUGCUAGCUAUGAUCCUGGCGGUGUUCUUUGCCCAGAUCCACCCCCACUACCUCAGCAAGCAGUGGCAGAGACUCCGCUCCGCUCUCUUCUGCAGCGUGGCCGGAUACGGCCUCAUCCCCACCGUACACUGGGUCUGGCUCAACGGGGGCUUCUCUUCAGACCUCGUACAGUCUUUUAUUCCUCGUGUUCUGGGGAUGUACGCGAUCGCUGCCGUAGCCUUCGUCUUCUACGUCUCGAAGGUCCCCGAGCGCUACUUCCCAGGGCAGCUGAACUACCUGGGCUCCAGCCAUCAGGUGUGGCAUGUUCUGGUCAUCGUGAUGUUCUACUGGUGGCACCAGGCUGCCCUCUUCAUCUUAACCCACCGCCACAGCCACCCCUGCCCAGACUACACGGUGCACACCUAGGACUACCCAGACUACACGGUGCACACCUAGGACUGCCCAGACUACACGGUGCACACCUAGGACUGCCCAGAGUAAACUACCCCCAGCGUUUCUAGGGCUGCCCCCAGCGUGACUAGGGCUGCCCAGAGUAAAUUACCCCCAGCGUUUCUAGGGCUGCCCAGAGUAAAUUACCCCCAGCGUGACUAGGGCUGCCCAGAGUAAAUUACCCCCAGCGUGACUAGGGCUGCCCCCAGCGUGACUAGGGCUGCCCCCAGCGUGACUAGGGCUGCCCCCAGCGUGACUAGGGCUGCCCCCAGCGUGACUAGGGCUGCCCCCAGCGUGACUAGGGCUGCCCCCAGCGUGACUAGGGCUGCCCAGAGUAAACUACCCCCAGCGUAACUAGGACUGCCCAGAGUAAACUACCCCCAGCGUAACUAGGACUGCCCAGAGUAAACUACCCCCAGCGUGACUAGGACUGCCCAGAGUAAACUACCCCCAGCGUGACUAGGACUGCCCAGAGUAAACUACCCCCAGCGUGACUAGGACUGCCCAGAGUAAACUACCCCCAGCGUAACUAGGACUGCCCAGAGUAAACUACCCCCAGCGUGACUAGGACUGCCCCAGCGUGACUAGGACUGCCCCCAGCGUGACUAGGACUGCCCCCAGCGUGACUAGGGCUGCCCAGAGUAAACUAC